Athene cunicularia (burrowing owl) is the source of this 9382-nucleotide messenger RNA. RefSeq names its product ninein (gene NIN). Gene Ontology annotation, molecular function: calcium ion binding. The record is from RefSeq and is a predicted model, not a curated record. Gene Ontology annotation, biological process: centrosome localization; microtubule anchoring at centrosome; centrosome-templated microtubule nucleation. Bases 176 to 5989 code for a protein of 1937 amino acids. The transcript is spliced from 26 exons. Lineage: Eukaryota; Metazoa; Chordata; Aves; Strigiformes; Strigidae. Gene Ontology annotation, cellular component: mitotic spindle pole; centriole; pericentriolar material.
AAUCGCUGCUGAAUAAUUCAGCCGGGAGUAGGCAUCUUGGGUCACCUUGCGCAGCCGGCUGCGUGCCGGAGCCAGCUUCCUAAGAUGGAGGUUGUGCAGGAUGCGUGCGGGAUCGCCUUGCUGCUGGCAGCUCGCUGUCAUUGACUGACUGCAGGUGAGCGUGGCAGGCUAUGGGAUGGAUGAAGCUGAGCAGGACCAGUAUGAAGCUCGCCUCAAGGAGCUCUUCGACAGCUUCGACAGCACGGGCACGGGGUCCCUGGGGCAGGAGGAGCUCACCGACCUCUGCCACAUGCUGCACCUGGAGGAGGUGGCCCCGGCGCUGCAGCAGACCCUCCUCCAAGGCAACGUCCUAGGCAGGGUCCAUUUUGAUCAAUUUAAAGAAGCACUUAUCCUCAUCUUAUCCAGAACCCUCUCGAAUGAAGAGCACUUCCAAGAACCAGAUUCUUCCCCAGAAGCGCAGCCCAAGUACAUCAAAGGUGGCAAACGCUACGGCCGCCGGUCCCUGCCGGAGUUCCAGGAGUCGGUGGAGGACUUUGCCGAGGUGACUGUCAUCGAGCCGCUGAGCGAGGAGGCGCAUCCCCCCCACAUCGCCUCCAGCAGCUGCCAGGAGGCUUUGGAUUUCAGCUUGGAUGGGAAGGUGAACUUGACAGAGCUGACACUGGCACUAGAAAACGAGCUUUUAAUAACCAAGAACGGAGUCCACCAGGCAGCCCUGGCGAGUUUCAAAAUGGAGAUCAGACACUUGCUGGAGAGGGUUGACCAAGUAGCCAGAGAGAAAGAGAAGCUGCGGUCAGACUUGGAAAAAGCUGAAAAGCUGAAAUCCCUGAUGGCCUCCGAAGUGGAUGACCACCACGCCGCCAUUGAGCGCCGGAAUGAGUACAACCUCAGGAAGCUGGACGAGGAGUACAAGGAACGAAUUGCUGCUCUAAAGAAUGAGCUCCGGCGAGAGCGGGAGCAAAUCCUGCAGCAGGCUAAUAAACAGCGGCUGGAGCUGGAGCAGGAGAUAGAAAAGCUGAAAACUGAUGAGAACUACAUCCGGGACCGCCUGGCCCUUUCCCUGAAGGAAAACAGCCGCCUGGAAAGCGAGCUAUUGGAAACAGGAGAAAAACUGGCUGAGUAUGAAAGUUUGGCCAGCAAACUGCAGAGGAACUUGGAAAACGUCUUGGCUGAGAAGUUUGGUGACCUGGAUCCCAGCAGCGCGGAGUUUUUCCUGCAGGAGGAGAGACUGGCACAGAUGAGAAGCGAGUACGAGCGGCAGUGCAGAGAGCUGCAAGACCAGAUAGAUGAGCUGCACUCGGAGCUGGAGGAGUACCGUGCACAAGGCAAAGUGCUCAGGCCUUCACUGAAAAAUUCACUGUCAGAAGAGUUUGACAUUGAUAUGAAAAGUCAUGGCAAUAGUGGAAUUGAGCCUGACCAAGGACUUGGUUCAGAAGAUUGCAACCCAUUAAAUAUGAGCAUAGAGGCAGAAAUGGCUAUUGAACAAAUGAAGGAGCAGCAUCACAGGGAUCUACAUCACCUCAAACAGGAGCUUGAAGACACAGUGAGCCAUUAUGAAAAGCAGCUAGAUGAGACAAAAAUCCACUGUGAAAAGGAACAAGAGGAUAUGAGGAAGAAGUACACUGAAGAGAUGCAUGUCAUGGAAAAGCAAAUAACUGGCCUUAAAAGUCAAAUUGCAGAACUGCAAGGAGAGGCAGCAGUGCUCAGAGAACAGCAAGAAAAGCUUGACUGUAAAUACAAUGAUGAGAAAAACAAAUUACAGAUGCGUUUCGAUGAGGAAAAAGCCAAUCUGCAAGAACUAUUGAGGCAGGAGCAUGAAGAAGACGUAAGAGCCAGACUGGAGCAGGUAAACAAGAAGUUCAGUCAAGAACGGGAAGAACUGAUUCAAAAUGGUGUCUGGGUGGAAGAAAAAAUGAGAGUUUUAGUGCAGACCCUGCAGGAAGAGAAGGGAGAGCUGGAACGUGGCCUUCAUGAGCAGCUGAAAAGGAUGGCAGAGGUGCAUGCCCUGGAGAAAGAAGAGCUCCAGCAAGAGCUGCUGAGGAAGCACGAGCAGGACCUGGAGGAGGAGAGGAAAAAAAUGGAAAGUGACUAUAACAGAAGAGCAUCUCAUGCAGAAACUCAGUUUUCUGUCGACACACAAAUACUUGUGAAUAAAUAUGAAGAAACAAUCCAAAAUCUGGAAGGACGUUACCAGCGAGAGCUGCAUGAACUUGCUGAACAGCAAAGAGAGGAGAAAUCUCAGUGGGAGUUCGAAAAGGAUGAAAUUGCUCAGGAGGUUGCUGAAGCCCACGAGCGACUGAAGGAAAGUCUAGCAAAUGAAAAAGCAGUUUCUUCUGCCCUAACCCAGGAGAAAGAUCUCCUGGAGAAAAACUUCAAGGAAGAAGUGAACAAGCUUGUGUGCGAGAGAGAGCAGCUUCAGAAGGAGCUGAGAGACCUGAGGAAUGCUGCUGAGAAGCAGGAGAAAAAGCUGAAUGAUAAAAUAAUACAACUCCAAAAUGACCAUGAGAGAGAGCUAAAGAACAAAGAAGAACGUAUAUCUGUGGUGGAGGAAAAUGGGAAGCUGGUUAGGCAAAAGCUGGAGAGGCUUGAUAGUGAAUAUAAGCAGGAGAAAGAAGAUCUCAAUUCCAAACUUCUUACUUUGGAGAGUUUAAACAAAGACAUUUGUGUAAGAGCAGAAACAGAAAAGGCUGAGAUGAGUUUGGAAAUCUCAGACCUUCAAGGGAAAAUACAGAAAUUGCAGUGGGAGACCCAUAGUUUUUCUGCACUACAGAAUCAUUAUAGGGUCCUGGAAAAUGAGUAUGCCAAAGCAAAGAGCAAAAUUGCUUCUUUCUCUGGUAUGGCACCUCUGGGAGAUGAUGCAGAUGUCCUCUUAAAUCUGCAGAAAGUGCACGAGCAAGCUGUGAAGGAAAAUGUCAGAAUGGCCGCUGAGAUCGCCAGGCUGCAGCACAGGUUGAAAGCUGCAGAGCGGGAGCCCGUGCAGCCUCCCAGUCCUGGCUGCUCCGACUCUGGCUCAGCCCCAUCUCAGCUGCCAGAUGAAAUGGAUCCCAUUUUUGAAGGGUUCCCCAGUGACUGUGAAGAUGCAGACAAGGGAAGAGAUUCAAAUGUCCUUGCGCUUUUGGAGGCUGAUACUACAGACCUGGAAGAAACGAGUGAGGUUGAUUCAGAUUUGGAGGAAGCAUGUGUUAAAGCCAGAGCAGGUGGCCAUGCACUCGAGAUGCAGGUGUGUCAGACACAAGGAAGUAAAGCAGCACUGGAAGCUGAUGGCAGUCGGGAUUGUGAUAAGAAUCGAGAGCUUUCUCGAGUGCCUCUGCUGCAAAAAAGGAGAGACCUCGAGAAAACUCUUGAGAGAGUUCCCAGACUAAAAAUGUUACACAAUGAUGUUAAACAGCAGAAAGUUCAUCUGCUAAAUCACAGAAUAGCUCCCAAAACUAAAGGGUUUGUUUCUGAUGCUUUGAAGCUGCAGGUUGAGCUUGAAAAGGCUGAAGAACUGAGUGAAGCCUCUCUCCUGCUUGAUCAUGCUCCUGGGUCAAAAAACGGUGACCUGAAAAGCGUAAUAGCUCAGCUUUGGAAAAGGGUCACAGAGUUAGAAGACAGAUUGAUGGCACAGGCUAAACUUCUGUCACUACAAGAAGAAAUUCAGGUAGAAAAUGAGGAUCUGAAAUCUGAAAUGAUAAAGUUAGUUGAAAAAAAUAAAGUGCUAGAAGACAACCUGCAUAAGCUGAGAAGCCUUCACUGCGAGCUAGAAGGAAGCCAACUGGAAAGUAUUAAGCUCAGAGAGGAAAACACAUUCCUCCAAAAAGUUAAAGAAUUGGAAGACGUCCAAGAACAAGAAGCACAAGGGAACAUAGAUGCACACAGUAACCAGUUAAGGCUGCAAUGCCAGCUUGGGAAGCUGGAAGAACAUGCCACUGCAUUUACAGGUCAGCAAGACAAGCGUGUACCAAGUGACAGCCUGGUGAAAGAAAUGUUGGAAAAGAGGGAGCUGCAGGAGCCCAAUAGAAAGCUGAAGGAGAAAGCUGCUGCUCUGGCUAGCCCAACCAACAUACAUUCCCACGAAGAGAGAGAGGAGAGGAAAACAGUGACGCAGGGCUUACAAAGCACGUGCACUGAGCUGCAGCAAAAAGUUGAUCUCCUGAGAUGUGAAGCGGAGAAGCUCAGAGAAGAAAAUGCUGUUCUGAAGAACGAAGUGACUUUAUUAAAUGAGGAAGGUAGCGCUUCCAGCCUGAAACUGAGGGAGCUAAAUGGAUCCCGAGAAGAAAUGCGGCAAAAGAUAGAGGCUGUGAGAAAGGAGAAAGUGGCUGUACAGAAGAUGGUUGACAACUUGAAAAAGCAGGUAGCAGAUCUGAAGACAAGGAACCAGCAGCUGGACUCUGAAAAUACAGAGCUUAGCCAGAGGAACUCCAAAAAUCAAGCAGAUGUGCAGGAUCUUAAUCAACAGCUGGCAAGGGUGCUCAAGCAAAAGGAAAGGGAAGCAGGAAAAUGUACCCUGGAGGAAUGGGAAAAGGAGAGACUGGUACUGAAAGAGGAACUGGAAAACACCCAAGUAAAGUCAUCAAAUAUGGUGUCUUCCUUGGAGAUGGAGCUGUCAAAAAUGAAGGUUCAAGCUCAUAUAUUGGAGCAGGAGAACCACAUCCUCAAGCAGGAACUCGAGAAAACAAAACAGCUGCCCAGAUGUCCUGAUCUCUCUGACCUUCAAACUGAAGUUUCAAGCCUAAUUACUAAAAAUGAAAAACUGCAGAAAGAAAAAGAAGCCCUGAGUGAGGAAUUAAACAGGUGUAUUGAUAAGGUAGCUAAAGUAAGCUGCUUAGAGAAUGCAAUUGGCAGCUUGAAGCAGGAACAGAAAUCCUGGGAACAGCAGAGUCAGACACUGAAAACACAGCUCACCGUUUCACAAGAAAAGGUUCAGAGUCUCGAUGAAACACUGCAAAAUGCCAACCUUCAAAUGUCCCGACUAAAAUCAGACUUACGGGUGACGCAACAAGAGAAGGAAACUCUUAAACAAGAAGUGAUGUCUUUACACAAGCAACUGCAGAACGCCAAUGAAAAGACUCGGGUUCUAGAACUGGCUGUGCCUUCCUCAGGGCUCCAGGACCAACAGAGGCAACUACACUGGGAUGAACUGGACCAGCUGACGAAACAGGAGCAGCAGCUGCUCAGGCAGGAAAAUGAGAGGCUGCAGAGAGAAGUGCAGAGCACUAAAACCGACCUGACUCACUCCAGGGAGAAGAUUCGACAGCUGGAAUCUACUAUCCUUUCCCUAAAGCACCAAAAGCAUCAAAGCCAGUCAGGUAUUGUCAAAGCCAUAGAGCAAGAGAAACUAAGCCUGAAGAGAGAGUGUGAACAGCUUCAGAAGGAGUUGUCAUCUGCAAACAGGAAGAUCAGUCAGAUGAAUUCUCUUGAACGUGAACUGGAAACCAGCUCAGAAAAUGAAGGGCUAAGGAAAAAGCAAGUCAAACUGGAUGAUCAGUUAAUGGAGAUGCUCCACUCAAGCGCCAGUGUGAUGCUUAGCAAAUCACCGCACUCCCGGGAGCUCCAGCAGCAAGGCUGUGCUAUGGUGCCCAAGGAACAGUUCCUGCAGCUCCAACACCAGCUACUACAAGCAGAGAGGAGGAGUCAACGUCUUCAGGAAGAACUUGAAAGUAGACCCUCUGAAACAAACAUGCAACAGGGGGGUCAUGAGCAGCUUCUAAAAAUGAUGGAAGAACGUAUGAUGGAUGUUGAACAAAAACUAAGGCUUGUGAAGAGGCUUCUCCAAGAUAAAGUAAAUCAGCUGAAAGAACAACUUUCCAAGAACACUAAAGCAGAUGCAAUGGUCAAGGAUCUCUAUGUUGAGAACGCACAACUGCUGAAGGCUUUGGAGAUGACAGAACAGCGGCAGAAAACUGCUGAAAGGAAAAACUAUUUACUAGAAGAAAAAAUUGCCAACCUCAAUAGAAUAGUCAAGAACUUGGCAUCCCCAUCAUUUAAUUCAGCAUCUGAGAUAAGGUUAUAGCAAAGCCAUUAAGUCUGCCACAGUCCCAUGCACUUUACUGAAAUGUUAAUAUUUCAGCUUUUCACUGUGUUGCCUUUUUGUAUUGAUGAAUUUUAGUUAACAGGUGCCUCCAAGGAGAGGACAGAGCUAAAUCCCAAACCAGACACUGCCAAAAGAGAACUUUUGUUUAUUCCCAAACUGCUUUUCUGCUAAGUUUUGCCUAAAAGUAAUCUUCACUAUCUAAAAAACCCCCAUGUUCUUCUAGGUUAACUUAUUUUGAUACUUUGGUUUUAAUUUAAAAUAUAAAUUCUGAAUCUACUGUACUGAAUCAGUUGAAGCCAAGGUCUAAUGCAAACUUGCUGAAUUCAAAACUUUCAGAUAUUUUGGGCUUUCUCAAAUACUUCAUGGUCCAAACCUAGCAAUAUUGAUAGAUCAGUCUUCAACACUGUCAGUAUAAUUGUGUUGAAAGCAAGACUUCCCUGAUAUGGUCUGUGUCCUGCAAACUGAUUCUGUUUUCUGUAAAGCAAUAUGUUCCACCUUAUGCAUUAGGCUUCUGGGUUAUUCUUCAUGGUUGUUUCUCUGCAGAGCUCAGAAAAAAAGUUUUCUUAAAAUUAUGUAGACUACUGCUUCCAACUAAGUGUAAUGGUAUUUCAUCUGAAGAAAUUUCCCAGCUGGCAAAUAAAGACUACUACCUUUUUUUAAAUUAUUUUUUAAGCUGUGCUGCCAGACAACUUAAAAAAUGUAGAGGCCUUAAUUUUUUUUUGUGUGGAAAUAAGUUAUACUAAACAAAGGAAGAGUCACUAAGCAGAAGUGAAGAUGUUGAGGUUUGUUUAUAUAAUUUGUAAGUUUAGUAAAGCAGUGGAGUAUGUUUAUUAAACAACUGGCAGAAGAAUGAAGAGGGGGACUGGAAUGAUUUCGUCAGUGAAAUCCUGUCACUGGGCCUCACAAACAUGGACCUUUGCCAUUAAUGCAGUGUUCAGUUUGACCUGAGUGAUAGUUUGGAAAGGCCUGUCCUUUGUAUAGAUCCUGGUACAGAAUCUGUUUGUAAUUAAUUGUGAAGAAACAUAUUCAACAUGGAUAUGAAGAACUCAGGGAAUAACAGCCUAAAUUAGCUUCCUUCAACAUUACAAAUGUGGAUAUUAAUGUCAGUAGAUGAAGAUAAAUAUGCAUUAGGAAAAGCAGGAUAAACCAAAUUGUCUUUGUAUGAGUAUUACUUUAGUACUCCUAGACCAACACAUGGAAGUGCUGUAGCCAUGAAGGUCGAAGAGCAUCACGGUUUGUAACCACAGGCAGUACCUCCUAUCUGAUCAGCCCAUGAGGCUGGGGAAAUGGAAGUUUUCUGGGAACACCUUAAAGACUCGGAUGGGUCUGACACAGAAGCGGCUGGAUAAGAGCUGGCAUGCUCAGAUGCUUGUAAAUAAUCCAUUACUGCAAAUAGUCUAAAAGCCCUACAACUGCCUUGCCUCCCUCAGACCAGUGAGACACAUUUAAACAAUGUAAAUAAAACUGGUGAAAGGGGCCAAACUGGCAAUACUUGAAACUGGAGCUCUUUAAAUAUCCAUGAAUUGAGGAUGCAGAGGAAGAGAGCGAGAUGUUUUGUCUCUGAGACCGCUAGCAAGGUGACAAUUCUGACAGCAUUUGUAAUGAGCCAAAAGUCCCCCAGAAACUGGGAUAAUACUGCCUACAAGCUGUGGAGUAACCUCUGGAAGAUGAUUUUCACUCACUGCUGAUUAGCAUGUGGCUGUAGGGGAUGCUGUCUCUGUGUAUGUGGUUACUUACCAACUUCGAAUGGUUGAGGGACUGAACUAGAGAUAGAGGGUAUGACCUCCUCUCCUCCUCCUCCAUUCCUUUAUGCAGGCAAUACAGUGGAAAUGGAAAUACAAUCAUGUAAGAAAAACAUGUUGGAGUAUCACAAAGUCUUUUUCAAUUAUUUCACUGCUAUGCUGUUUUAAAUGCCUAUACUGGGUAUUUCUCUAAAUCUCAAAUUCAGGGAUUUGCAUAUCAUGUUUUUCAGAGGCUGCAAACAUUUUUUUGCAAAUCUGAAAUGUGUCAGAUUGACAAAUUGCAUUGAUAUAAAUCAGAGUUUUAAAAAAUGUGAAGUAGCAAGAUCUUGUCUCUUUUAAUAUUAAUCAGUAAGUGAUAUCAGUUAUAAUGAAUCUCUGCGUGUGGGUACCAGGGCUGUCUGUUAGCAAUAUGAGAAUUGAGCACACCCUAAAACCGUGCCUACGCUCUGGAAAUUAGCAAAGUGUCAAAAUACUUCCAGGAAACAGUGUAAAUAUGAGGUUCAGAGGAUCAGAAGGGUAUUUGGAAAAAUAUUAUUAGCUAGCAUAUUUUAACACUACUUCACACCUUGAUGUAGGUUUACUUCCAAUGCUCACUCUGUGACCAAAGUCUGAACACUGAACAGAGGGAACUUCACUUUUUCUGUGCAAUUAAUUUCACAUUACUCAAUUUUAAAGGCUAGACUACUUAACUAAUUCUUUUAAUCUCCUGGUAGUUAUAAACUCUGGUUUAUAACCUGGUAUAUAACUCUCUGAUAUAUAAUCUCCAGGCUUUUAUAAACCAAACAUACAGACAUUUCUGGAGCACAAAAAGGGAGCCCAGAUAUUGGAACAGAAGGGAAAAACUGAGAAAAGGGACUUUUACUUCUUCCUUUCUCACCCUAUCCUACCUUGUUCUACUUUCAUUCAGCUUCAAAAACCUAACAUAACCACAGGAGGAGGAGGAGGGAAAUGUUUGGUAAAUAUUUUUUAGACAAAACUCCACUGGAAUACUUGUGUGAAUUAAUUCUCAGAAGUGCCUUUUAUAAUGACAUAUUCUAGAGCCUUCCUGUACUGUACUGGUUUUGUUGCUACAGGACAAUUCAGGACAAUCCCUUCCCAAAUGGAGGGAACACAGAGAAAGGUAGUGCUGCUUACAAACGGGUGUCAUGUGGCUUAUUGGUUCAUUGUGUCAGCUCAGAAGAUAAGCAGCUAGUUUUACAGAGUCCAGGCUACUGAAAAUAAGCAUAUAAAUGUGUAAGUUAUUAAGCAUUAGUGGUCUUUUGUGCAUGACUGUGUCUCCUAUGCGGUGUAGGCAUUUUAAAGAUACCAAAGUAUUUAGUGGUAUUGUACCAGUCAAAAGUCACUGAAUUUCUAAGCCUUGUUCAUACAACAUGUCUUGCCACUUAAGACUUUAACUACUUUAUAACCAGAAUAUAUUUUAAAUGUUUUCAACUCUUGCUUUAUGAAUCACUGUGAAAAUAAAGGCACGCAGAUAUCUCGGGAGUUUUGGAAGAGGAAAGAACUCGAAUUUAUGUGUCCUAAAUUCACACAGUUGAAGUGCUACUUGUCAAUUUAGAAUUAUUUAAAAGUAUACUUUGUCGCACAUGCUCCAAUUACUACUUUAAAUACAGGGAAAAUUUAAUUCUGAUUG